This is a messenger RNA of Amoebophrya sp. A25, 4680 nucleotides long. The record is from the annotation of a GenBank genome assembly. NCBI's taxonomy places the organism in Eukaryota, Dinophyceae, Syndiniales, Amoebophryaceae.
AGGUAAUACAAUUACAACUCGAAGAACGAAGAACUGUUCGAGAGACAUCUUCUCGUUGUAUCUACAGCAGGUACCAAGGUCCUACAGAAUCAAUAGCAGAUAUUUCGCUUAAUUACAACUCUUCGUGAUAUACUUAUUUCGCUUACUUAUUUCAUCGACGAGAAUAUCGUUUUUCUCAUACUACGACAAUUCUAACUACAAUUUUUAAAAGACGAGAGGAACAACAACAUCAUCAACAUCGAAUAUACUAAAUCUUCUUGUUCUUGUACAUACUUAAUAAACUAGUACUUUGGCAACCUUAAAACGUUAUUUUAGCAAAACGUCAAAAGUUGAUUUUUUAAAAUAGCCGACUAGAUUCCUAAGAAGUCAAUUUUUAACGUUUUGCUAAAAUAACGCUUUAAGACUGCCAUAAGUACUAGCUCUACAAGAUGACCAACGUGCUAGAUGUAGUAGAUUCAGACUGUCUGCUCGUACUCUACUUGAUGUUCUUCAUGAUCUUUUCAAUGAUUUGAGAAAAUGCCGGGUUCUUCUCAGAAGCUUAUCCUUCUACCAUCAUCCGCUUCUACCAUCAUCCGCGCUUAUCCUUUCACCAUAGACGCGUUUUUUCAUCUAUCAAGUCACCUUUUCCUGUGGGUCCCACAUGCUGCAGUCGACGCAAAAAAGGGCAACUACAAUUAUGGGACUGAAGUCAAGAACUAGUUUACAAUGAAGAAUGUUCAGCAUGUUGACCUGCUUGACCACUAGCACUAGCUGGCAGCAGUAAGAGCGACCACUAGCUGCAGGACGCGAGUCUUUCUUCAAACUAUCCAGCCUUCGUUGGUAAGCGAUAUAAAAUUAAAAACGAUUUGCAAUACCUUUCGCUUUCGCUGGGCACAUUCAUUCACUCACUCCCUCAUUCACUCACGCUAGCACUUCCAACCACGACAGGUUCUCUUUCAAAGUAAAUAUCAUGUAUUUUUCUAAAACAUCGGCAACAAAGCAGCUUCAACAUGGGAGGUGGGGGAAGAUUCAUCGGACUUGUCGGACACGGAGAGGAAGCCACGUUUGCGGGGUCACGCUAAGCUAGUGCGACAAUGGAAAGCAAAUUAUGCUGGGAUAAACAUCACCAUAGUGGAAAAAAUGUAAUUGGUUGUAACUAGUACUGCGGCUGGAUCUUCGCUUAGGAGGUACUGCAUCUCUUAUACGGUACUGUAAUGUUUGCUAUUGCUGGCUAAUUGGUAACUGGCAGCUGAUUGUUCUUGCUAUUGCCUAUUAUUACUAACUGCUAGUCGAUGUAGUCGCAUUGAGAUAUAGUUCGUUGCUUCAUCUUGAGCCCCACAACUAAAGACCUAGGCACGCUAGGUGGUCCUAAAACCAGCCCCACACCUAAAGACCUAGGCACGCUUCCAUAGCAAGUUGUUUCAAUGCUGCACUCGGUUUAACAGGAACCACACGCAAGUCGUGGGUUUUAGAUUAUUGUACUUCUAAGUACUUUAUUUUAGAAGAAAGAUUCUCUAAUACUCACGGGAACGACGUCGACUUCAAAAGGAUACACACCAGUCACGUGCCUGGCAAACAACCGCUGCGCCAGAGAAAAACUCGUUUCUGUUAAGGAGAAGAACAAGAAGAUGUAUAAAAUAUUACAAUGAAUCUCCAUCUCGUACAAAGUUGUCACUACAGACUAUCUUUUCAUAGAAGGUGAUUCAUUGUUGGCAGUCUAUCUGCGGCUGCACAUAUUCGCUCUGAGAGUUGUACAGGUCACCCUGUAGAUACAUAGCGAGUCAACGCCUACCCUAGACACCUGUUUCUGAUAGUGAACCUGGUAGACCAACACGACCGAAGAGAGCGCUAGUGACAGAUGGUAAGGGCGCUCGCAAACGCGUCACGUGUGAGGCGGUAGGGUCGCGCGCGAACAUAAUAAUAACAAUGAAUAAAAACAAUAAUAAUAAUAAUUUUUUGCAAGCCUGAACGAAGACUUAGAGAUACAUAGUAGAAGGUCAAGAUCGUGGUUAUUGACGUAAGGGAUCGGCUUCGGCACUAAUGUUCGAGUUUGGACAUGGAGCGGGACAGUUCGCCACAGAUGAGGACGCGCAUCCUGAAGCUAGCAGGCCGCGUUCGGCGCCAGCGUCUUUUCUGUCAUUAAGGACUGAUUAGGUAUGGGUAUCUAUAAAAGAUCUAUAAUAAAGAAAGUAUAAGUAUUUGAAUUUGUAGUGGUACAGGUACAACUUGGUACUAUUGGUCUUCGAAGCGUUUCUCUAGCGCACCUACUCGCACUACGCCUUCUUGUUGGAUGGAUUUAGAUAAGGUUUUUUUACAGGAGUAGGGUGUAAGAUGACAGAACGACGUAGUUGUAAACCAAACCCUAGUAGAGCUGGAACAAGUACUAGAAGACGGUCUUGAAUAUUCCUCCCUGCCUUAGAUAUGAGUAUGAGAGGACCAUCGUGCUUCUACAGGAAAAAUGAUAUCAUAGGCUUCACGUAAUUAUGGGAACAACAGGAAACAAUAAGUAUCCUGGAGCAGCACCAGCAUUUCCAUUUGCGUUUAUUUCCUUCUACAUUUUACGCCUUUUCUACGGAAACCACCAAUGAUCUUAGCCAUUUUUCACGUUCAUGGAAACCAAACGACGAGCGGCGUAGCCGUUUUGAACUUGCAUAUAAAGCAAACGAGGAGCAGCUGAAGAUGGAAAGCAAACAAGGGGCUUCUAGUGGAGAUGGUUUGCGGAGCGGUUUGAGGGAGGAGGCGAAUUCCCCGAAAGGCCCUCGAGUAGAGGAUCACCAGCGAACAGCACCGCGUCCUGGCCCUGGUAGUGCACAACCAGUAACAGUUUCUAGUGGUCACGGCACAGCGUCUGCGCCGCCUCUUCCUGCUGGUGGUGACCACCAGAUACAGUUACACUCUUCUUCAACUUCAUCUAGUGAUGGCGAUGCAGCGCCUCAACAACAUCCAAAAGAUACUACUGCAGGUGCUGGUGGCGCAGCGCCUUCUACUGCGAGUGAUGCCCUAGAACCACCUGCUAGACCUACUGAUAGAUUGCCACCUCGUCCGGAGGCUCCUGCUGCUGUAACCCCUUCUGGAGGUGGAACCAACCCUGGAGUUGGUCGUCGUCCUCCUCGUGCUUAAGGCUACUACUUCUUAGACCACAAGCUUGAAGUUUUUGAUUUGGUAGUUUCUGUCAUUGUACUGAUCGCGGCAAUUGGUAGGAGGUAACUUCUUAAACUCUUCUAACCAAUUUCCUCCUCACCGGCUAGACAAGAAAGCUCGUCCGCUGCCGCUGACGGUCUAGGGGGCUCUGUAGUUGCCGAUGCUGAUGACGGGUCUGGUAUCUCAGGCGCUGAUGCCGAUGACGGGUCUGUUACCUCGUCAGGCGCCGAUGCCGAUGAAGAGUCUGUUACCUCAGGCGCCGAUGCCGAUGAAGAGUCUGCUACCUCAGGCGCCGAUGCCGCUGGGCAGUCUGGUGGUAAGCCAGUAGUUACCGCUGCAGAUGGCGAUUCUGAGGCCGCACCAAAGUCCUCUGAGACCGCUAGCAAGUCUGGUUCGGCCUCAAGUCCCUCUGGUGCCCCUGAUGGAUCUGGUGCCCUGGUACCCUCUGCUGGAGGUGCCCCUGAUGGAUCGGGUGCCCGCGUACAACAAGGUGGCGCUGAAGACGGCUCUACUGCCCAAGAACCACAGGAGCCUGAUCAUGGUGCCGCUGACGAAUCUGGUCCCCAAGCACUCUCCGCUGAACACGGUGGCGCCGAUCCAGUCCCCCUCCUCUCCGCUGCUGCCAAUGAGCCGGCAGCAGCUCCAGUACCUGGAGGUGGUGAUGCUCCAACCUCAAGUGAAGGAGUGGAGCACCACCAAGUUGAAGGAAUGUCGAAUGGCGCUUUCUGUUAUGCCCACAACUUAUAGAUCUUGAGUAACUUAAAGUUAAACAUAGUUAAGUAGUAAUCUUAAUAUUAUAAACAUAACAAGUAGUAGUUGCAGAAGACAAGACCAAGAUGUAGACAAGAAGUUGUGGUUGAAGACUUGAGCACUUUCCUACAAAGGAGUAAAAUAAGAAUAUUCUUCACAUAUCUUGCCUACUAAGGACGAGAAUAAGUAGAUGGGUAUUCUUUUUCUUAUACCUUAUCCUGACCUACUACAACUACAACAACUGCAACUGCAACCGAACUACAACAACUGAACAUCAUCAAGAACAAUGCACUUGCUGAACGACUCUCAGGUUGUCUGACGCUGGAGCGCAAGAACCACAUGCACAUGGUUCGUGUCUAUUAUUAACUAAGUAACUAGCUAACUAACUAACUAUUCUUUUCUUCAAGAGAACGUCUUUUUGAUACUUCUCUCAAAUUGAAUAAUAUCAUGGAGGGUUAGUCUGAAGUACUUCAUGAACUAUACUAGGUUUAAAGUACUACUUCAUGAGCUAGUAGCAGUAGUUGCAUUCUUCUCUCAUCUAUGCUUGUAUGUAACUUGAUGAGCUCUUUAGGUUUAGAUAGAAGUUCCCCUUGUAGUUCUUGAUCGUGCUUCCCCCUUGUAGUUCUUGAUCGUGCUUCCCUCUAAUCAUCAUUAGUUGACUUUCUCAUCUGUAUCUAACUUAUCAUGAUCUUCUCUCUCUAAUCAUCGGGCAUGAUCGCCGCGAUUGUCGCGUGUGUGGUCGCAGUCGGAGUCGGCGUCUUUGUCUGGUUGUGGAGGCUUGGUCUUCGGCACGUCACGUCUUUCCGCUGA